ACCCAGUCAGCGCUUACGCGGAGGCUGCCCCACAAAACGGAACGGCUCGAAAGUGAGCGCCAGUUGAGCAACGCGCGCAGUACUUAGCCGCUGGGUAGUUAGUGGACGUCGUGCUCGUCUCUUGUAUACGCGCUGCUACCGUUAUUACUUUACGGACGAGGAAAGGAGACAGUGAAACAUGAGUGGACACGUAGGUAGCCUCAGCGUCAAGCAGGAACAGACACUUCAAGAGUUUCGCAAAGCUAUUGGGGACCUGCUGAAUGAAGAGCGAGACGACGACUACUACUUGCUACGAUGGCUAAGAGCGAGAGAUUUCAACGCGGGCAAAGCAGAACAAAUGAUUCGAGAGCACAUCGUUUGGAGGGAGCACUACGACACCGACAACAUACUGGAUGGCCCGGAGUCACCUCUGGUUCUCCGCAAGUAUUACCCCGGAGGACUGAUUGGCCCCGACCGCGACGGGUGUCCCGUGUGGAUCAUACCCUUCGGAAUUAGUGACCUUAAAGGAAUUCUCAUGAGUGUUACCAGAGGGGAAAUGAUGAAGCACGUCAUCCGAUCGUUUGAAGUUGGUGAGACCUACAUGAAGAAGCAAUCUAAGCUGCUGGGACGAACGAUCGAGACUCAGAUAUUUGUGUUCGACUUUGACGGCUUCAGCCUCAGGAGCAUCGCAUCUAAAGCAGUGCUCGAUUUCAUAACGGAUUUGAUGUCUCUUUUCGAGAACAACUAUCCUGAAAGGCUCAAGGCAGCGUACGUUGUGAACGCUCCCCGAAUAUUCCCGAUGUUCUGGAAGAUCAUUCGUCCUUUCAUCUGUGAAAAUACCGCGAAGAAAGUACGCAUCUUCGGCAGAGAUGGAUGGAAAGAGAUUCUAUUAGACAUGGUUGGAGCUGAUGUUCUUCCAGCUCACUGGGGAGGAACGAGGACGGACCCGGAUGGCAAUCCAAGAUGUCCUUCCGUCGUACUCGGAGGCUACGAAGUCCCCAGCUUCUACUACAGGACGUCCAGACCUCAGGAAGGGAGCGAAGGGGACAGUGACGACAGCAGCAACGACUCCGGUUCACGCAUGUGCAUCGUGGACAGGCAGAGCUCGCUCGAAGUUCCCGUCGAGGUCUCCCAGUCUGGAUCUCUUCUCUCUUGGGAGUUCCAAAGCGAGCAAGAUAAGGAUGUUGGGUUUGGAGUCUACUACCACGGCGGUACUCUCCCUGGAGAUUCACUCAAGGAGCUCCUGAAGCCCUCACGGGUGAUCUGCCGCGGUGCACCUGAGACAGGCGCGCUGACUUGCUCCCAGCCAGGAGUAUAUGUACUGAAGUUUGACAACUCCUUCAGCUGGUUUACGCAGAAGAAAGUGAGCUACAGUGUACGUGUGACACCCCCGACAGAGUGCGUAGCGUGAACUAAAAUGCAUCUUCAAUUUCUUUGUGAAAAAUGAACAGAGGCUGUUUGCAGUCAUACGUUGUACACGCCGGCCCAUUUUAUGUGCAUAGAAAAAUACACUCCGUCAAAAGGCGCAGAAUACACCGCAGAAGGUUUUUCUAUGCGCCAGAAAAUGGACGCACAUUUCUGACAGAAUUGCAACUUCGAACAUGUGUAUGCGUACAGGCAAGCUUGACAGGCACCACCGCACGUUCACCGUCGUCUCCUCUGUGUAACACUUGCGCCGUGAGUCCACCAAGCGCAAGUUCCCGCUUUCAGAUGGGACGUCUACCAUCAUAACCUACUAACUCUCCGUCAUUAGUAUACAUGCGCCAACAUCGUCAUCAUCAUUUGUUUGUCCAACACUUCAAUAAAGAUAUUUACUCCCA
Messenger RNA from Ornithodoros turicata, 1799 nucleotides. RefSeq names its product SEC14-like protein 2. The transcript has 12 exons. The record is from RefSeq and is a predicted model, not a curated record. NCBI's taxonomy places the organism in Eukaryota, Metazoa, Arthropoda, Arachnida, Ixodida, Argasidae. Bases 179 to 1390 code for a protein of 403 amino acids. Gene Ontology annotation, cellular component: cytoplasm.